CGGUCGCGAUCCGUCGUUCACAGAUGGCAAGCCCAAUUACCCUUACUCACCGUGCUCUCCUCAGAGCAGGUUCGAGCCGCGCAUUCUCAAGCGGCCGCGCCCUGUGCUCGUCUCCGCCUGCACAGGCUGUCUCUUCGUCACAACCUGCCUCCGACUCAGAGCCCCUCACUCACUUCCGCAUAACCCUACGGCGCUCCGCCAUCUCACUCCCGGACAAGAUACAAGACACAGUCGCGGCACUGGGUCUCAGGAGGCGGCAUCAAACAGUGUACCACCCGCAUUCACCGGAAACGGCCGGGAAAAUAUUGAAGAUCAAGGAGUUGGUCGAGGUGGAGAACGUACCUGCGAGCGCCGUGAAGGACGCCCGGGAGCAGAGACUGGAGAGGAAAGCGAGUAGAGGGUACACCGUGGAGGGCUCAAGCUUGGCGAAAUUCUGAGAAACCCUGAUUCGGAGGAAAGAGGGUAACAUAUGCAUGAGCCACAUCACCCAUAGUUUAUUCAUCUGCAAGGGAACCAUCUGGCCGACUUCCACUACUAUAUUUGCGGAGCUUAAUACAUGCAUCAAU
This is a messenger RNA of Punctularia strigosozonata HHB-11173 SS5, 566 nucleotides long. RefSeq lists its product as uncharacterized. The transcript is spliced from 2 exons. The record is from RefSeq and is a predicted model, not a curated record. The coding region runs from base 24 to 437 and encodes 137 amino acids. Gene Ontology annotation, biological process: translation. Lineage: Eukaryota; Fungi; Basidiomycota; Agaricomycetes; Corticiales; Punctulariaceae. Gene Ontology annotation, cellular component: mitochondrion; large ribosomal subunit. Gene Ontology annotation, molecular function: structural constituent of ribosome.